Clupea harengus (Atlantic herring) is the source of this 6037-nucleotide messenger RNA. It is a transcript of the gene nyap2b, whose product is annotated as neuronal tyrosine-phosphorylated phosphoinositide-3-kinase adaptor 2b. The record is from RefSeq and is a predicted model, not a curated record. Lineage: Eukaryota; Metazoa; Chordata; Actinopteri; Clupeiformes; Clupeidae. Gene Ontology annotation, biological process: neuron projection morphogenesis; phosphatidylinositol 3-kinase/protein kinase B signal transduction.
CUCUGGUGUGUGUGUGUGUGUGUGUGUGUGUGUGUGUGUUUCCCACUUGUUUACUUGCCAAAGGAGAAGCUGGGAGUGGUUGAGCCGGCUGGCAGGAUGAGGGGUUUGGGCUAACGAGGUCACACCCUGUUAGCUGUGGUGAUGAUGAUGGUCCUCCCGCCCUUGCCAGUGUGACUGACACGCACAGUCCUUCCUACCCACCCCAGUCCUUCCUCCAUAGCCCACCACGCUACAUGACAGCAACACUAGAGCAGGGAGCUGAGCUGUCCAUGGUACUGAAACCAGGAAACAGAGAGAGGGAGGGAGAGAGAGAGAGAGAGAGAAGGAGGAGGAGGAGGGGGAAGCUCUACCGCUGCGAGGUGGGUAGGCGUGUUCUUUGUGUUGUAAAGGCUGGGUUAAUGUGCCGUGGCAUCUACACGCAGCCGAGCUCCACAUCCGAGAGAGUGUGUGCAAGACUGGGAGAGACAUGCCCAACCAAGCCCCAGAGUCGCAAGCGCCUGCCGGGGAUAUGCACACACUUCACCUGAGUGAGAGGAGCGCAGCGUGAGUGCCUGGACUGUUUUGGACCGCCUCUGUGGAGUUUUACGAGUGUGUGCGUGUGUCUGGACCAGUGCCUGGUACUUGUAGGACAGUGAGUGCAGGACGUGUGUGUGUGAUGAAUGUGUGUGUGUGUCUGAGUGAGUGAGUGCACGUGAGUUUUUGGAGAGGAUGUUCACUGCAGGUUGCUUUGGUGUCGAUGGAUUUUCAUAACAUGGGCAGAUGAGGAGGGAAGUGGACUCUGAGCCGGAGUUCUGCACUGAAUGGACACAGGAUUCAGGGGUCUCGAGGUACCCAAAGGAGGGAGUUUAUAGUUAGGCCACCAUCUGGGGGAUCUCCCUCCCUCUCCCCUUCCAGGACUGGAGACUGGAGUUCUGUGUACAACUCUGUGACUUUUACCAUGGCCAUCAUCCUCUAUGUGGAACCAGCGUGGAAUUCUCAGGAACAUGGUCAGGAGUUCUCAGAGCUUUCAAGGUUGUACUGGAUUUGCCUGAGAAGUGGUUCCGUGCAUGUGUCCACAGGAACUCAGCCUCUCUAAAGCUCUGGUGGAUUGCCUGUAAAGGAUGAUGAGCUCAAAAGAGGACACUCUUCGGUUUUUCCAGUAUGUUGAAGACAGUGGACUAAGAGCCUACAAAGGAUUGAUCACUCACAACCAAGACUUUGUCAGGAAUGAGAAAAACAGGACUAUUGGUCAGGAGAAAAACGACAAGAAAAGAAAGCAGGAAGAAGCCAUAAAGAGUACUGGAGAGGACAUUGUGACGGAGGGGAAGCACCUGCGCAUUGGCUCCAUGACGAUGCCGGCCGCUCCGGAGCGCGUGGCACACCCCUCCUGUGGCCCCGGCUUCGCUGUGCGCUCCCAGUCGCUGCACUCGGUUGGAGGCGGAGGGGAGGAGGACGGCAGCCCUACCUCUCGCAAGCAGCCCCCGCCCAAACCCAGACGGGACCCCAACACCAAGCUCAGCAUCUCCUCGGAGACGGUGGACCUGGCCUCCUCCACCUGCAGGAGUGGAGACCCAGACAAGUGUGAUGCUUCUCAGGGUUGCAGUGAUGAAUGCAGGAGGGUCCCCCCACCCAAGCCCAAGAGGAACCCCAACACGCAGCUGAGCAUUUCUUUUGAUGAGUCCUACAUCAGGACCCACAGUUCCAAGGGCUCGCCUCCAGCCUCCCGGGGGUCUCUGGCCUCCUCGCCCCCGGAGCCACAGAGCCCGCCCGGACGGGACUCGGACUCGGACGAACCGGUGUACAUCGAGAUGUCGGGGAGCGCGGCGGCGGUGGCGGCCCGGGAGGUACAGCGCAGUGAGGACGAUGAGCCCGGAGAGGCUGUGUACGAAGAGAUGAAGUACCCGGCGCUGGAGGAGCUGGACUCGUUCUGGGAGCCCUCGGGGUUCCGCUCGCAGUGCGCCACCCCGUGCCCACCGGACCAACCCGAGCCCCUGGGCAGCCGCUGCUCUACGCCGCGUGGCACCCCACUCUGCGACAUCCCUGCGCCCUUCCCCAACUUGCUCACGCACAGGCCGCCGCUGCUGGUAUUCCCUGCGGCCCCCGCCCAGUGCUCGCCGAACUCGGACGAGUCCCCGCUCACACCCCUGGAUGUGGCCAAGCUACCCAUGCUGGAGAAUGCCUCCUACAGUAAGUCCCCCACGUCCUCAUCCUCCAUGGAGCCCUCGAUCUCCUCUUCGGCCUCCUCCUCCUUCUCGCACCACCGCCGCCGGGCAGAGCGCGAGCUCACCGCCACCCCCACCAUUACUGUCUCUGGGCGCUCGUCGGCGCCUCCCCUGUCCUGCACCCUCUACAAGUCCUCGGCGUCGGGCCAUGGCUACCAGCGCAGCCACUCGGCCUGCCCCUCCCCCGUCAGCAUGGGCCGCUGCCUCACUCCGCUCAGCCUCAUGAGGGUGCCACCUUUCGACGGACCCUUCCCCAACGCGGGGCUGCCCCGCAGCGCCUCGGCCACCCCACAUGGGAAGGGGUCGCCCCCUCAAGAAGGUGGGCGGCUGCACGGCUCCAUGCAGAAUGUGUCCAUGGGCCGCUCCCGCACCCCUACCAGCCCUCUUGAUGAACUCACCAACCUGUUCACCACCGGCAGGAACAUGCUGAAGAAGAACACCAGUGGCAGGAAGUCCAAAGAGCCUGGAGAGAGCGAAUCCAAGGGAAGGUGCCACAGUUCCGAGUCCAAAAAGGAAGGAAAAGAUCGACACCACAAAGAAUCAAAGCGAGAGAGCAAAGAGCGGCACAGUAGCUCCAAAGAAUCCAAACGCGAAAGCAAAGAUCGGAGCUGCAACGGCAUGGAGCCUAUACCGCGCCGAGACAGCAAGGACAGGAUUGCCAACAUGCCAGAGGCUCUCCUUAGACAAGAUAGCAAGGACAGGACAAGCAACAAUGUGGACCUUUUCCAGCGCCGUGAUAGCAAAGACCGCGGAAAUAACAUUAGUGAUCUUUUGCCACGACGUGACAGCAAAGACAGGGGAUGCAAUGGAAUGGACUGCGUGCCAAGACAGGACAGUAAAGAAACGGGUAGGAAUGGAACCGAUUUAAGGCGCGACGGUAAAGACAGAGGCAGUCACGUCCCAGACGCCAUGUCGAGACACGAGAGCAAAGAAUCGGUUAGAAAUGGAUUGGAAGUGAGGCGGAAUAGUAAAGAGGGGGGCAGGAAGGAUUCGGAGAGUAGACGGGAUUGGGAUUCUAAGGAAAGGAACCACCACAGCACAGACACUAAGCGGGAAAGCAAAGACCGUGGUUGCAACUCUGCCGAUUUCGCAUCUAGGCGUGACUUCAAGGACAGGGGUGGGCACGUUCCAGAGCUGUUGCCAAGGCACGAGGGCAAAGAGAGGAUCACCUACUGCACAGAGCCCACUAAAACUAAUGAAUGGGAGGGUAUCACUGGGCCACCGGCCAUCGGGACGCCAAAUCGGCUUGGACGAUCAUCUGUUAGUCCAACUAUGAUGCUGGGAAAUACCAACUCAGAGCUGAAGACAGUGCAGAAAGUGGCUCGCUCCCCCUCCACUCCAGUGGCUCCGUCUCCCCUGGGGACGCCCCAGAGACAACCUCAAGAACCUCCACAGAGCCAGAUGCCACCCAUGCCCUGGGUUUAUGGCGACAGCACCAUGCUGGAAAUGAUCGAGCGCAAGCAGCGCCUCUGCCGGGAGAUCCGCUCACGGCAGCAGCAACCGCCACAGCGGCCGCCACUCAGGAGUCCAUGCAAACAGGAGAGCGCGCCUGCCCUCCCUGACUGGAAGAAGAGCAACGGGGCCAAGAAGUAUGGGCCUCCUCCCUACCCCAGCCAGACCACUGUAUUUUGGGACACUGCCAUCUGAACCUCUGAGUGAUGUCCCUAUGGACUAUAUCUCUGCCAACAUGCCAUCCCUUUGUAGGGGGGAGGCUAUGAGCAGGCUGAAUCAAAUAGAAAAGAGGAUGCUCACAUCAGGAUGAACAGCAGGUGGUUUUUCCAUAGCAAUAUAUCUGACGGUCAGGCUCUCCCAUCAUCGUUGUUAAUAUCUGAUAUUUUUAUAUUAUAAUGUGAUUUCUUGUAAUAUACCUAGUAUUAAUAGAUAUUUUCUAAAGAAAAAUUAACACAAUGUCUUCAAAGAUUAUGUAGAUUUAGAGCAUUGAAAUGUUUGUUUUAUACCUUUUUUUUUGUCUCAGACAUCGCUAUACACAAUCUAACGGUACCUAGUUGCAACAUUGUGAGCUUGUCCAGCCUCUUUUAAUUCAGACAUCAAAAUAAUUAAUUUACCAUGCUGAAAUGUAAAAAAAAAAACAUACUAUAUAGAAUGGAUUUUAUCUGUCCCUUACUGGGAUUUCUGUGGUGACUGGAAUAGGCCUGGCUGUCUUGUGGUCGCCUUUCGACGUGAAGGAUACUAUAUAUUAGGAAUGUGCAAUCCUGACUUCUGUAGCAGAUCAAUCCCAAUAACACCUUUUCCAUUUCUUGACAUUUUCAAUUCUACACUUGGAUUGUUUGAGCUUGUCAUGAGAUGAGUUUGCCUAACGUAGGCCUUUUAACACCUAUUGUGGUUGUUUAUGCCUAUGCAACUAGACACAUUUAAAGGCAGAGUUUGGAGCAAAAGAAUAAGCAUUUAUGUAUGUCAAGACAAAAGAAAAAGACGACUUUUAAUAGGGAGAAAAAAAUAAAAGUAGAUGUGGUGACCCAGUGAUUGGUGUGAGAGACCAGCAUGUGAGAUAGGGGGCUUCUGAACUCCAGCCUGGGGCGGAGGCAGUUUAUUGGGGGGAGUCGGCACCCUUCCCCCAGCCUGCACAGUGAAGACACCUGCCCCUCCAGUCCUUACACAGACGGCAGAACAAUCAAUGCUUGAGCUUUCUACACCUUAUUACUUCUAUUACUAACUUCAUUUUAUGCACUUGCUUGUGAAGGACGAAAACAGAAGAAAAAUAUUCCUGAUAUUGUUUCAUAUUUUUGGUACUGUCUGGAUGCUGUGCCGUAUAUUUAUAAUUGCGUAAGCAAAGGGAUUGUACUGUAUGACUGACUGAGAUCAUGUAAGACAAUCCAACACCAGCAAUUGGCUAACCCUUUUCACCACUGAUUAUGUGACAGGCACUCAUCGGAGGUCUGUUAGCAAUGACCCUCUAAUUGUAGCAACCAAUCGAAUCAAUAAUAAGGGGUCAAAAGCUACACUGAGGCAGAUAUUAAUGAUGCCUGUUUUUUUUUUUUUUUUUAAAAGCCCAAACAAAAAUAAAAAGAACUGCACUACCCAUAAUCCACCAUCAUACAGCAUUUGGCUGGAUACCUUCCACCCUCCCUCUACCUCAACCUUUCAAAUCAGUUGAAGUGGUUUUCAUUUGCACGUCAAAUGCAAGAUCUGCAUUGCCAAAGUAUUUUGGGUAUUGUAGUUGAAGCCCCCGCCCAACCUUAUCCCCUCUCCCACCACCACUCAACCUCCGUGGUUAGAUCAUCUGGAACAUGUUCUAAAAUGAGUUGCCUUGGAGACCACUGCUCACUGUGACUGGAAGAUGGGGUCACUCUUGAGUAAAAGGUCACAAAAGAAAAACACUUGAGAAAGGGAGUUUGUGAACAAAUGUGCAGGGGUCACAACAAUGCUGUGUUUGAAUUUUGCAGACACUAGUAUAUGCAGGCAUAUAGAGAUGUGUGGUAAAUAAAACUGGAGCUAAUUGAUUUCAUUAUCACUCAGGCUAAUCAAAAGUGGCCUGUAUGUUUGUUUUAUCUAUCAAAUUUUGAUCAUAUAAACAUGGAGGGUCUAAGAUUUUUGUAACCUGUGUGUGUGUAUGUGUGCGUAUGUGUGUGUCUAUAUGUGUGUGCCAAGCUACACUGGAUGCAGCUUCAUGCUGAGAUGAUUGUUUGACAUUCACUCCAGCCACACUGAGGCAUGGGGCUUUGAAAUGUAAUGAUCUCUUUUUUUUUUUUGUAUGUAAAAAUGUGCACUGUGAAAGGUAGAGUCCUCUGUCUUAUUGCACUGAGUGUUCUCUUAUCUGUAAAAAGUAUGCUGAUUGUCACAUCUGUCUUUUUGAGAGAAAUAAAUAUGAACUUCAA